CUCCUUAUCGCCAUAUAAGGCCUGGAAAUCUCUUGGGAGUUUUGUAGACCUAGCCCUAGCUUUUAGGUCCAAUUAGGGUUUUUGAUUUCGAAGCUCAAAACUUGAACAGCAAGCUCGAAACUUUGAAGCUCAAGCCCAUUAGCUUCGUCUUCCACCUCCCGUUUCUGUUGCAGAAAUUCGAAUUUCUGGUUUAAUUCGGAAAUUAAAAAUUUCUGGAUUUGUUUCGCCGGGGGUUUCUCGGUCCUUUGUUUGAUUUACUCAGCUAGAGAUCUGUUAAUUGAGGAUUAUGACUUCUAUGGACAUUGACUCCCCUUCAACCCCUAUUAUGGCCAUUACUCCUGUAAUUCUUCCUGAUAACAAUGAAGCUCCCAUUUCCGAGGAGCAGCCCAAUAAACGCAGAAGAAAGAAGUCGAUUGUUUGGGAACACUUCACCAUAGAAACUGUUGGUGCUGGUUGUAUGAGGGCCUGUUGCAAGCAGUGCAAGAAAUCAUUUGCUUAUAUAACUGGUUCAAAGCUAGCAGGAACCAGCCACCUUAAGCGACACAUUGCCUUGGGGAUCUGUCCAGUAAGCCGUCAGAAAAAUGAAGCAUCCCAAGUGACGCCAGGUGUAAAAACUGAUCCACCUAAAAGACGCUAUCGAGCAACGCCUGGACUUGGAAGCAUUCCCUUUGAUCAAGAUCGUUGCAACCAUGAGAUAGCUAAGAUGAUUAUACAGCAUGAAUAUCCUCUGCACAUAGUGGAACAUCCUGGCUUCAUUGAUUUUGUCCGAACUCUUCAACCCCAGUUCAAUAUGGUGAGUUUCAACACCAUUCAAGGGGAAUGUGUGGCAAUAUACCUAAGGGAAAAGCAAAACCUGUUGAAUCUUUUCAGCGGGAUACCUGGACGAGUCAGCCUUACAUUGGAUUUAGGGAUCUCAAACUUUAAUAUUGGCUAUGCUUUUGUAACAGGACACUUCAUUGAUGAUGAGUGGAAUUUACAUCGCCGGGUCCUUAAUGUUGUCAUGCUUCCUUUUCCUGAUUCAGAUUAUGCCUUCAAUCAAGCUGUAGUGUCUUGCAUAUCUGAUUGGAAUUUGGAGAGCAGGCUAUUUACCCUUACCCUUGAUCAGUCCUUUUCAAAUGAAACUAUGGUAGGAAAUCUCAGAGGCCUUCUAUCUGUCAGAAAUCCACUCGUGUUGAAUGGUCAAUUGCUGAAAGGGAAUUGCUAUGCUCGUGUUUUAAGUCGUCUUGCACAAGAUGCAAUUGGUGCAAUGGGGGAAGUUACCAGGAGAAUCCGUGAAAGUGUGAAGUAUGUGAAAACCUCAGAUACACAUGAUGAAAAGUUUUCGGAGCUCAGGCAACAACUUCAAGUCCCUAGCACAAAAGAGCUCAUCAUUGAUGAUCAAACCAAAUGGAACACUACUUACCAAAUGCUGGUAGCUGCCUGUGAAUUAAAGGAAGUAUUUGCUUGCUUGGAUACCUCUGACCCUGUUUACAAGAUAAACCCAUCAAUGGAUGAUUGGAAGCAGGUGGAAAUUCUCUGCACAUAUUUGAAGCUUUUCUAUGAUGCAGCUUGCAUUUUAACUGGCCCAACAUAUCCUCCUGCUAAUGCAUUUUAUCAUGAAGUGUCCAAAAUUCAGCUAGAGCUGACACAUGCAGCCAUUAGUCAGGAUCCCUUUGUCAGCAACCUGACCAAACCUUUGAAAGAGAAGUUUGAUCAAUAUUGGAGGGACUGCUUUCUGGUUUUGGCAAUUGCUGUGGUAAUGGAUCCAAGAUUUAAGAUGAAGCUUGUUGAGUUCAGUUUUUCUAGGAUCUUUGGAGAGGAUGCUGGUAUGUGGAUCAAGAUUGUUGAUGAUGGGAUUCAUGAACUCUUUCUUGAAUAUCUCACACCAAAUCUUUCUUUAUCGACUUCUUUUAUGGAAGCAGAGGAUAUGGGUAUCUCCCGAUCAGAGAUUCUUCAAGAGGUACCUCCUCAAGAAUUAUCACCCCAGGAAGCAUGCUUUGAAGAAGUAUCCCUUCAUGUGGUGCACCCUGUGGAUGUGCCUUCCCAGGAACAGUCCCAAGGAGCAGCCCUUAAAGAUGUAAAGCCUGAAGUGGCUACUCCCCAAGUGCACCCUAAAGAAGAAUCUCCACUAGAUGCAUCAUCUCAAGUGAUACACCAUCAUCAUAAUGAAGUAGCCCAACAGGAGGUGCACGCCCAAGAAUUACCAAUGCAAGAGAUGCAGACACAGGAACUUCCUGUGCAGGAGAUGAAUACUCAAGAAAUGCCAGUGCAGGAGCUGCACUCUCAAGAAGCAUCAGUGCAGGAGAUGCACUCUCAAGAAGCAUCAGUGCAGGAGAUGCACACUCAAGAAGCACCAGUGCAGGAGAUGCACACUUAUGAAGGACCAUUGCAGGAGGUGCACACUCAAGUAGCACCAGUGCAGGAGGUGCACACUCAAGAAGCACCAGUGUCGGAGGUGCAGGAGAUGCACACUCAGGAAGAAUUGGUGCAGGAGGUGCACACUCAGGAAGCACCCGUGCAGGAGAUGCACACCCAGGAAGAAUUGGUGCAGGAGGUGCACACUCAGGAAGCACCAGUGCAGGAGGUGCACACUCAGGAAGCACCAGUGCAGGAGAUGCACACUCAAGAAGCACCAGUACAACAAGAAGUACCAUUGCAAGAUGCAGACACUCCUCAAGUACCUGCUGAAGAGGUCUCUGCUCAAGAGACACACACUCAAGCGGUGUCUGCUGAAGAGAUGAAUGCUCAAGAAGUGUCUGCUGAAGAGAUGAAUGCUCAAGAAGUGUCUGUUGAAGAGAUGAAUGCUCAAGAAGUGUCUGUUGAAGAGAUGAAUGCUCAAGAAGUGUCUGUUGAAGAGAUGAAUGCUCAAGAAGUGUCUGCACAAGAGAUGCACACUCAAGAAGUACCACCUCAAGAAAUGCAAGUUGAAGAUCUUUCUCAAGUGAUGCAUUCUCAAGAAGUACCAGCCCAAGAGAUGCACCCCCCAGAAAUGGUGGCUGAAGUGCACAGUCAAGAACUGAUGUCUCAAGAGAUGCACAUGUCAGAAUCACACACACUGCAGCACCCUCCAGAAUCACAGACCCAGGAGAUGCACCUUCCAGAAUCACUGGCCCAGGAGAUGCACCCUCCAGAAUCACAGACCCAGGAGAUAAACACUACAGAUCCACGACCCCAGGCAAUGCACCUUCAAGAAGUACAAACCCAUGAGAUGCAUUCUCAGGAUGCCCAGAAUCAUGAUGUACACUCUCAAGAAGUACAGACUAAUGAUUUUCACUCUCAAGCAUUACAGGAUCAUGGAAUGCACAUUCAAGAAACAGAGAUUCACAGUAUUCACUCUCAAGAAGCACAGACCCAUGAGAGCCUUCGUCAAGAAGCAAUGAGUCAAGAGAUGCACCAGCAAGAGUUUUCCCAAGAGAUGCACCAUCACGCUCUCUCUCAAGAGAUACAGCCUUAUGAAGGGCACCAUCAAGAUUUACCUCUGCUAUCUAUUGGAGACGGGCUUUCAGAUUUUGAUGUGUAUAUCUCCGAGAUUUCAAAUAGCCAACACUUGAAAUCAGAAUUGGAUCAGUAUCUGGAGGAGUCUCUUUUGCCUAGGGUACAAGAGUUUGAUGUGUUGGGUUGGUGGAAACUAAACAAACUGAAGUACCCGACUCUAUCCAAGAUGGCUGCUGAUAUUUUGUCAAUACCAAUUUCUACUGUUGAUCCUGAUUCUGUAUUUGACACUGGAAGUAAAAAGAUAGACAGCUACCGGAGUUCAUUGCGACCUGUGACACUCGAAGCCCUUGUUUGUGCUAAGGAUUGGCUCCAAUAUGCACCAUCGGCAUUGUCAAUGGAGACUUCUAAUGCAAUUGUUAAAAUGGAAUAUUAGGUUUGUAAGAACCGAUUUUCAUCCUACGGGUAGAUACUUUGACUUGCUUUUCUAGGUUUGUGAUUUUAGUUUUGUAUUUUUCAUUUCUACUCUUAUUAUGAGAUGCUACUGUUAGGAUUUUGUUUUGCUGCUGGAGGAAUUGUGUCGAUAUUUGGAUUCAGGAAUCACUGUGACUCUACAUUUUCUUGUAUGGGGUUCUGAUAUGCAGCUUUCUCCCGUUGUUGGGCGUUAUUUCCCUCGUA
This is a messenger RNA of Manihot esculenta (cassava), 4089 nucleotides long. Its product is annotated as zinc finger BED domain-containing protein RICESLEEPER 2. Lineage: Eukaryota; Viridiplantae; Streptophyta; Magnoliopsida; Malpighiales; Euphorbiaceae. The record is from RefSeq and is a predicted model, not a curated record. Gene Ontology annotation, molecular function: DNA binding; protein dimerization activity. The coding region runs from base 287 to 3847 and encodes 1186 amino acids. The transcript is spliced from 2 exons.